This is a messenger RNA of Ascoidea rubescens DSM 1968, 520 nucleotides long. RefSeq lists its product as uncharacterized. Lineage: Eukaryota; Fungi; Ascomycota; Saccharomycetes; Ascoideales; Ascoideaceae. The transcript has a single exon. Bases 195 to 398 code for a protein of 67 amino acids. The record is from RefSeq and is a predicted model, not a curated record.
CAAACGAAGAAAUGAAACGAUCUUAAGAAGAGACAGAAGAAAAGAAAGAGAAAUCAACGCUCUUAUAUAGCUCUGUCUCGCAAACAAUAAAAGAUGAUCUCUUUAAUAAUAUUAUUAAAGUUAAAAAAAUAGUUUCAAUCAAGUGUUUUAAAAAAUAAUCGAAAAAUAGAUCAAUAGUAAAUACUGAUCUUAAGAUGGAAUUUGCACCACCAAAUGCAGAGAAGGAAGUAAAACACCAGGAAGAUGACUUGAGAUGGCACCAGUUCUUCGGGCGCCUGAGAACCUGCUGUAGAGUGCAAAAAGGGGCGAGAAGCAGCAGCAGCAGAACGGAAGAAGUAGCAGCAACAGCAGAGACAGCAGAAAGAGAAGAAAGAGAAGAAAAGGAAGGAACACUUUAACAGCCUCCCUCAAAGCUCAGAAAAGCUCAGAAUCAAAAAAGUCUUCUCUCAGUUCGAACAAUGCUCCCUGAAGUUUCUUUUGUUCCGGCGAAGCUUUUCGGCAGAGAAACUGCUCUUUUCGC